UUUUGUCACCAUGCAUGCAUGUAUAUAUAUAUACAUCCACGUUUCUAAUGUAUUUGUAUCAUAUAUAUCACCCCAAAAUAAAUAACUUUCGUAAAGCAAAUAUUGAGAUAGAUGUCUAACUAUCUAGGAGGAGUUACAAGUGCUAGAAGUGUAGAUGAUCAAAAUUCUAAUAAUAUUAAUGGUGAAGAAAGUUUCACUAGGGAUAUUCAUGCCUUGACCCCGACGUCAUCCAUUAUUUCCCCUCCGCCACCGAUUCAUCAUCGUCUUGCCUCGUCUCUAUCUAUUGCUACAAGUGAUGAUUUUUCUACUACUAAUAAUAGUACGUUAGUGGUGGCGGGAUCAACAGUUGAUGGUGGAAGCAACCGUGUGAUUGAGGAAUUAGAUUAUGAAGUUAUCGAUGAUCUUGGUAUGAUGUUGCAUGAUCCUAAUAAUAAUUCGUUGUCUCCACCACCGUUACAAUAUGGUAGAAAUAAUCAGACAGGGGUGUUGGUGCCGGCGGUGAGUAAUGUAAAAAAAGAAGAAGUUGAAUGGAAGAUAAGUGCAUGGAAAAAUGCUAAGAUUGCGGAGAUCACAAAUAGGUUUAAGUGUGAAGAUGCGAUAAUAAAAGGGUGGGAAAAUGAGCAGGUUCAAAAGGCGACUUUGAAGAUGAAGCAAGUCGAAAGGAAACUGGAGGAGAAGAAAGCGAGAGCGAUGGAAAAGAUGGAAAACGAGAUAGCAAAAGCUCAUCAAAAAGCCGAAGAAAAGAGAGCAUCGGAGGAAUCAAAGAGAGGAACGAAGAUAGCGAGAGUUCUUGAAGUGGCUAACUUAAUGAAAGCUGUUGGAAGAUCUCCUGUUAAGAAUUUCUUUUAAUCGAUAUAUCAAUUAUAUAUAUGUGUCAUUUCAAUUAUUAGUUGAUUAAUUUCAAGAGGCCAGGGUUUUGUUUGUUUGUUUGUGGGAAUUUGAAGUGUAAUAAGGACCCCAAAUUAAACCGUAAAGCUUCUUCACCUUUUUUU
Erigeron canadensis is the source of this 992-nucleotide messenger RNA. RefSeq names its product remorin 4.2-like. The record is from RefSeq and is a predicted model, not a curated record. The coding region runs from base 112 to 849 and encodes 245 amino acids. NCBI's taxonomy places the organism in Eukaryota, Viridiplantae, Streptophyta, Magnoliopsida, Asterales, Asteraceae. The transcript is spliced from 2 exons.